AUGGAUGGGAAGGGCCCAGUCGUGCCUGAUGGGGAUGGAUCAUGGGAACACACGGCAAGCUGGCCGAACAUCCCAGCCACAGCUACGGGUGGAACUGCGGAGGGGGCGGGAGGGCGCACGAGUGGUGGGAGUCGUGCAGCCAGCUUGUCCGCGUACAUCACCCCUAGGGUGCAGGAGCAGGAGCUGCGCUUUGCCCUGGUGGAGUUGUUCACCGACGGCGAUCUGCCAUUUUGCCUUGUCGAUCGGCCAUCUUUGGAGGGCUCGCACACCGCUUUGCUGAUAGCGAAGACCCUUGAAGGCAUUCUGGCAGAGUGGGGACUGACUGAGACGUUGUUCGCUGCCACUACGGAUAAUGCAGAGAACAACAACAAGGCCAUGCGCAUGCUUGCAUGGGACCCAGCGGAGGGCGCUGAGUCGAAGAUGGCGUCUCCGCUGUUCGACGGAGAUCGCCACCUACGCGAACAGCUGGAUGGCCUUCGGCUGACCGACGUGCAUUGGGAGGCUCUCGUCGAGCUCAAGGAGUUCCUCGAGCCAUUCAACACCAUCACAAAGGCAGCCGAGGGUUCCUUGUACCCCACGGCUGCUUCAGUCGUGCCGUUGUACAACCAGUUGCUCGACAAGCUAGAGAUCUCCUCUCGCAAGGAGGGUGUCACUCCCCUCCGACAGGCUCUCGACUCUGCAACCCUCGCCAAGCUGAAGAAGUUCAAGUACGGGGAGAAGGAAGAGUUGGUGAUUGCCACCUUCCUGGACCCCCACUACAAGAUCGUCUUCUUCCAGCUGCCGAAAUGGGAGGCGCGCAAUGCUGCGCACGUCACAAAGGUGGGGGGGUGUGCUAGGAGGGUGCAAGAUGUAGAUGAGGAAACGGUGAUAUGGCUGGUGCAUGUGCGUUUGGCCAAGUACUAG
Messenger RNA from Closterium sp. NIES-65, 903 nucleotides. The record is from the annotation of a GenBank genome assembly. NCBI's taxonomy places the organism in Eukaryota, Viridiplantae, Streptophyta, Zygnematophyceae, Desmidiales, Closteriaceae.